Molecule: messenger RNA, 1242 nt
Organism: Monoraphidium neglectum
Lineage: Eukaryota; Viridiplantae; Chlorophyta; Chlorophyceae; Sphaeropleales; Selenastraceae
Product: Protease Do-like 10
Exons: 13
Coding region: 1-1242 (413 amino acids)
Biological process (GO): proteolysis
Molecular function (GO): protein binding; serine-type endopeptidase activity
Source: RefSeq, a predicted model, not a curated record
AUGGCGACUUACGGAUCUCGUUGGGCCGCGGAGGAGGACUUUGUGGCCUCCACCGCGUCGACGGCUGUCGCACCGCUGCUCGACCGCACCGCCGUGGAGGACACCGCGCCGCAGGCCAUGGACGAGCUGACAGGCAUGCUGCUGUCCCCCAAACGCACAACCAAGCAGUCGGCGUCCGCAUACGCACCGGACCUGUGCAGGGCCCUCAAGUCCGUUGUCAAGAUCUUCACCACAAGCGCGAGCCCCAACUUCUCGCAGCCCUGGCAGAUGCAGGCCCAGACCAAGUGCACCGCGAGCGGCUUUGCGAUCUCGCCUCGGGAGGAGCGCCGUAUCCUCACUAACGCGCACGCCGUCUCUAAUCAGGUGGUGGUCAAGGUCCGCAAGCACGGCAACGCGCACAAGUACAACGCGCGCGUUGUCGCGGUCGGCCACGAGUGCGACAUUGCCAUGCUGACUGUGGACGAUGACGAGUUCUGGAAGGACAUCCAGCCCCUUGACAUCACUGGCCUGCCCGCCAUGCAGUCGGAGGUGUCCGUCGUCGGGUUCCCGCAGGGGGGCGACAACGUGUGCGUGACCAAGGGCGUCGUGUCGCGCAUCGACCGGCAGCAGUACAGCCACGGGCGCACCGCGCUGCUGGCCAUCCAGGUCGACGCCGCCAUCAACAGCGGUAACAGCGGCGGUCCCGUGCUGCUGGGCUCCAACGUGGUGGGCAUCGCGUUCCAGUGCCUCACGGGCGGCGACGGCGUCGGCUACGUCAUCCCGGUCCCGGUCAUCAACCACUUCCUGCGGGACCUGGAGCGCCACGGCCGCUACACCGGCUUCUGCGAGCUGGGUGUGGCGUGGCAGAACCUGGAGAACGCCGGCAUGAAGGCCGCGCUGGGCAUGCCCAAGGGCCUCACCGGCGUCCUCGUCACCAAGACAGAGCCCCUCACGCACGCCAGCAAGGCGAGGCCCGUCCUCCGCCGCGGCGACGUGCUGACCCACCUGGACGGCGUGUCCAUCGCCGACGACGGCACCUUCCUCUUCCGCGAGGCCGUGCGCAUCGACUUCCGCCACAUCGCGUCCUGCGCUUUUGAGGGCGACGCAAUGACGGCGCGCGUGUGGCGCGACGGGCAGCACCUGGACGUGUCGGUGGUGCUGAGCGUGCCGGAGCAGCUGGUGCCCUCACACAGCCACGACGUGCGGCCGGAUUACUACAUAUAUGCAGGCAGGGCGCUGGCAUGGGGCGAGCGCCCCGCGUGA